Molecule: messenger RNA, 438 nt
Organism: Andrographis paniculata
Lineage: Eukaryota; Viridiplantae; Streptophyta; Magnoliopsida; Lamiales; Acanthaceae
Product: 40S ribosomal protein S7-like
Exons: 3
Coding region: 1-438 (145 amino acids)
Biological process (GO): translation; ribosomal small subunit biogenesis; rRNA processing
Cellular component (GO): cytosolic small ribosomal subunit; small-subunit processome; 90S preribosome
Molecular function (GO): structural constituent of ribosome
Source: RefSeq, a predicted model, not a curated record
AUGGCUGGACCGCUGAGAGAUGAACACUUAGUGAAUUUCUGGAGUGGUUCACCCUCGAUUCGCAGUGGUGGAUGUCUGGUUGCUGGCGUUGGCGCAAGCAGUAAGAGCGUCGCUUGCCAAGCCAAAGUGCCGGCGCUUGCCUUUCAACACUUAGUUUUUCUGGACCAAAAAUAUCGCUUAAACAGGCCAAAAACAGUUAUCACUAGAAAAAUUUUGCGCCCACCGAAGAAGGGCUCCGCUGUUCAAAGGCCACACACUCGUACGCUAACUGUUGUCCAUUUGAAGCUACACCGGAGGACAUUUUCUAUCCUGCUGAGAUUGUUGACAAGCAGUUUCUUGGACCCGAAGGCAAAGAAUGACAUUGAGAACCAGGUGGAGACAUUCUCUGGUGUCUACAUGAAGCUCUGUGAAAAGAUGUCGUCUUUGAAUUUCCCGUAA